AUGCAAACAGAAGCAAAGCAACAAAAAUUGUUGAAGGGUAAAUCCCCCCUUGAUCAUGAUCCCGGUGAAGCAAAGAAGAGUGAUCAACCCUCACAAUUCCUUUGUGGUUUAUGUUUUAAUGACAAACCAGUGUCUCAAAUGUUCAAAGAGGGUAAGUGUAACCACCCCUUUUGUACUCACUGCAUAUCCAAACACGUGGCUACUCAGAUGCACCAAAACAUUCUCAAGGUGAUGUGUCCAAACCCUAACUGUCCCGUGGAAUUGAAGCCCGAAUAUUUUCACAACAUUUUGGCCAGUGAAGUCAUUGUUAGAUGGGAAACCGUGAGGUGUGAGUCUUUGAUUGUUGGGUUGGAGAAGACCUACUGUCCCUUCAAGGACUGUUCUGUUUUGUUGGUGAAUGAUGGAGAAAAAGAUGUGAUCAGUGCUGAGUGCCCCUCUUGUCAUAGGCUAUUUUGCGCACGGUGUAAGGUUCCUUGGCAUGGAAUUAUGAGUUGUGAAGAAUUCCAAGAGAUAGAAAGGAGCAAAGAUGAAAUAGUGUUGAAAAACUAA
Glycine soja is the source of this 549-nucleotide messenger RNA. RefSeq names its product E3 ubiquitin-protein ligase RNF14-like. Gene Ontology annotation, molecular function: ubiquitin protein ligase activity; ubiquitin conjugating enzyme binding; zinc ion binding. NCBI's taxonomy places the organism in Eukaryota, Viridiplantae, Streptophyta, Magnoliopsida, Fabales, Fabaceae. Gene Ontology annotation, biological process: protein polyubiquitination; ubiquitin-dependent protein catabolic process; positive regulation of proteasomal ubiquitin-dependent protein catabolic process. The transcript has a single exon. Gene Ontology annotation, cellular component: ubiquitin ligase complex; cytoplasm. The record is from RefSeq and is a predicted model, not a curated record. Bases 1 to 549 code for a protein of 182 amino acids.